ACGUGAGGCGAGCGGGGGUGCGCGGCCAUGGCGGGCGCUGCGGGCGCUGCGGGCGCGUUCAGCCUGCGGGAGGUUCUCGCCGCGUUCCAGACGUGCGUGUCCGAGCGGCGGGAGGUGCUGCUGGGGCCGUACCUGAGCGGCUGGCGGGGGCUCAUCCGGUUCCUGCACAGCCUGGGCACCAUCUUCUCCUUCAUCACCAAGGACGCGGUGGCCAAGGUGCAGAUCAUGGAGGGCUACAGCGGCGGGGAGCAGCGGGAGCGGUACGCCUCGCUGCAGUCCAUGGUGGAGUACGAGCUGGCCAACGGGCUGGUGGACGUGCAGAAGCGCGGGGGACACCCCGAGUCCGGCUGCCGGACCGUCCUGCGGCUGCACCGGGCCCUGCGCUGGCUGCAGCUCUUCCUGGAGGGGCUGCGCACCGCCGGGGAGGACGCCCGCACAUCCACCAUCUGCACCGACUCCUACAACGCGUCCCUGGCCGCCUACCACCCCUGGGUCAUUCGCAAGGCGGCCACAGUGGCGUUCUGCACGCUGCCGUCCCGCAACGCCUUCCUGGAGGUGAUGAACGUGGGCACGGCCGAGGAGGCCGUGGCCAUGCUGGGUGAGGCUCUGCCGCACAUCAGUGACGUCUACGAUAUCACCCAGGAGCUCUUUGCCCAGCACGACCUGCUCAACCUCCCGUGACGGGAGGGAUGGGGAAGAGCCGUGCCAGGUUCUGAGAGAUUAAGGGUGAAGCAGGUGAAAACCGUGUGUUUUCACAAACACACAAGUGUCUGGUUCUCUGUCCCUGGUCACUCUGUCCCUUUCCUUUUCCAGGAUGCAGUUGGCAAAGCUACUCAGGUUGCCUCACUUUACAACAGAAAAAAAAAGCACCUUUUUUUUUUUAAUAGGUAUCUAUAUAUGUAUAACUGUGUGUCUGUGGAGCCCUGGCUCGACAAUAAGAAAAACACAUUCUUUAUCAUGCUUAAGGGAUUUCUUUUCUCCUAGAUUCACCUUCAGCUGUCAGCUAGGCUGGGAGUAGGAGGUUUUGGGUUCACUUUUAAGCCAAACUCUGCAACUUCAGCAGGUUUUGUGCAUUUACACCAUUUGCGGGACAGCACAACUUUCAGCUGUGGUGCCUGAACACGUUUACACGACACAUGAGCUCACUUUGCCACUUUUGUUUACAAGCUGUUCCCUUGAUUAGAUCUGGGAGGGGUUUCCCUCCAUUAUGCUUUAACCUGGAAAAUAUAAUCGUGAGUAAUGUGUAUCUGAAAGCUCUUUUUCUUGUGGUCACACACUUAUCUGAUGAUUGCUGCUAAUUCUGUGUCCCCUGGGAUUAAAGAAGGAAAGGGUGACAUAUGUUGUUACUGUAAGUGACCAAUUUCCUUUGUGUUCCAUUAAGCAGGACCUUCUUUCUGUGUCGCUUCCUGUUAAUCUCUAUUUUAUCCCUCUUGGGAUGUGGAACAGUUUUUAGUGUGUUCUGCAAAAUACUAAAUAUCCAGCUAAGGCUGCAGGCUGCACCUGAUCUGUUCUCCUGCCAAGCUUCUACAUCGUGUUUAUGAGGUUUAUUUUAAAUGUAUGUGUCAAAUGCCUACAAAAAUGUCUUCUCCCUCUGGGGAGAAAGCUGAACUUGCACUGUAAGUCACUAUUUUACCAGGCUUAUUUAUGACUUCUAUUGCAAAUGACUGUAUAUUAUAGACAGUAUGUGUAUGUAUAUAUAUAUACUCACACCAAAGUAUGCACAAUGGAAUUUACUUAGCUCUUUGAAAGCUGAAAAAGCACUACGUUGUUAGCUGAGGAUGACAUGAAUAUUUGGAGAAAGAGGGAGAAUCCCACAGGCUGGAACAUGUUCUGAUUGUAUCUCAGGCAGUUUGGCCUCACGUAACACUAAAUUAUUCAGGAAAUCACUAUUACCUCAUGGAGGUUAAACUAACUGGACAUUAAAUUAUGUGAAGAACAUGCUUCUGAGGAGUAAAUGCUUGUUUUCUUUGUGGUGCUUGGGGGAACGUAUUCCUCUUAUGAGACAAACAAUGUCAGAAAGGAACUUGAUCUUUGCCAUUCAAACCAGAGAGAAUAAAUGCAAACCAUGCUGCAACCGAAA
Columba livia (rock pigeon) is the source of this 2080-nucleotide messenger RNA. It is a transcript of the gene CPTP, whose product is annotated as ceramide-1-phosphate transfer protein. The transcript is spliced from 2 exons. Gene Ontology annotation, biological process: intermembrane lipid transfer. Gene Ontology annotation, molecular function: lipid transfer activity. The record is from RefSeq and is a predicted model, not a curated record. The coding region runs from base 28 to 681 and encodes 217 amino acids. Gene Ontology annotation, cellular component: cytoplasm. NCBI's taxonomy places the organism in Eukaryota, Metazoa, Chordata, Aves, Columbiformes, Columbidae.